AUGCGGUUGCUGUUGCUGACCGUGGAAAAUCACAAGUGCUGCACAUCAGCUCGACUGCGCUCUGCAAUUCAAGCUUUGUCUCGGUCUGGAGGGGAGCAGGCGGGCACGGACGUCAAUUUUGAGCUUACCUUGCAUUGCCUGCCUGGUUGUGCCAGUAACUUCUUUUUUGGAAAUUCAGUCGCUGACGUCGACGACUGCUCGCCUGGGGCGAUGUGCCUUUGCGUCUUCUUGUCUCUUUUUCUUCGAGAUCAGAUCAGUCAACCUUCCGCCCUCUCGCACCGAAAGCCAGGCUCGUUCGGUCAGCUUUGCUUCUCUGCUGCUCGAUGA
Molecule: messenger RNA, 327 nt
Organism: Pseudozyma hubeiensis SY62
Lineage: Eukaryota; Fungi; Basidiomycota; Ustilaginomycetes; Ustilaginales; Ustilaginaceae
Exons: 1
Coding region: 1-327 (108 amino acids)
Source: RefSeq, a predicted model, not a curated record